AUGAAGAAUUCACGUCAGCCCAAUAGGCUGUGGGUUUUUGAUAUCUACUUAGUUUACCUUCGGACGACAGACAGCGAAAUGUUGCCAGUUUGUUCAUAUCUAUCUAUCUAUCUAACGCAGUUUGUUCACAUCUAUGUCUGUUCAUAUUUAUCUAUCUCUCAGUCUGUUCAUAUCUAUCUAUCUAUCUAUCUAUCUAUCUAUCUAUCUAUCUAUCUAUCUCAGUUUGUUCACAUCUAUCUCAGUCUGUUUAUAUCUAUCUAUAUAUCUCAAUUUGUUCAUAUCUAUCUAUCUAUCUAUCUAUCUAUCUAUCUAUCUAUCUAUCGCAGUUUGUUCACGUGUAUUUAUCUCAGUCUGUUCAUAUCUAUCUAUCUCAGUUUGUUCAUAUCUAUCUAUCUAUCUAUCUAUCUAUCUAUCUAUCUAUCUAUCUCAGUCUUUUCUAUCUAUCUAUCUAUCUAUCUAUCUAUCUAUCUAUCUAUCUAUCUAUCUCUUCUAGUCUGUUUAUAUCUAUACCAGCCUAUCUCAGCCUGUCCAUAUCUAUCUAUCUAUCUAUCUAUCUAUCUAUCUAUCUAUCUAUCUAUCUAUCUAUCUCUGUCUGGUCAUAUCUAUAUCUCUUUCCUCUCUACCUAA
Messenger RNA from Acanthosepion pharaonis, 627 nucleotides. NCBI's taxonomy places the organism in Eukaryota, Metazoa, Mollusca, Cephalopoda, Sepiida, Sepiidae. The record is from the annotation of a GenBank genome assembly.